Messenger RNA from Oryzias latipes (Japanese medaka), 2775 nucleotides. It is a transcript of the gene dcaf5, whose product is annotated as ddb1 and cul4 associated factor 5. Gene Ontology annotation, biological process: negative regulation of fatty acid biosynthetic process. Lineage: Eukaryota; Metazoa; Chordata; Actinopteri; Beloniformes; Adrianichthyidae. Gene Ontology annotation, cellular component: Cul4-RING E3 ubiquitin ligase complex; cytoplasm. The record is from RefSeq and is a predicted model, not a curated record. Gene Ontology annotation, molecular function: protein binding.
GGAGGAGGAGGAGAUCCUGCGGGGAGCAGGAAGCGGCUGAAGAAGCCUCACGAGCCCCGGAACAGCGUCGACGGCAGCGGCCGUCCUCCAUAAUGUGACUCCCUCGGAGCGGCAUGUCUCAGCGGUGAACCCGUAGAAGCCACGAUGACGGGCUGCGGUAUGCGCUGCUCGGUGGGCUUUCUGUCCCGCAGAGAGCUGACGGGGCAGCCGCUCCUGAAGGAGGAAUUCCAGCGGCGCAGGCUGGCGGGCUGCACCAGCCUCUACAAGAAAGACAUGCUGGGACACUUCGGCUGCGUCAACGCCAUCGAGUUCUCCAACAGCGGCGGAGAGUGGCUGGUGUCCGGAGGAGACGACCGGCGGGUUCUGCUGUGGCACAUGGAGAAAGCCCUCCACGGUCUGGCCAAGCCGGUCAAGCUGAAGGGCGAGCACCUGUCCAACAUCUUCUGCCUGGCCUUCGACAGCUCCAACACCAAAGUCUUCUCCGGCGGAAACGACGAGCAGGUGAUCCUUCACGAUGUGGAGAGGAGGGAGACCCUGAACGUCUUCCUGCACAUCGACGCCGUCUACAGCCUGUCCGUCAGCCCCGUCAACGACAACGUCUUCGCCAGCUCGUCUGACGACGGCAGAGUUCUCAUCUGGGACACUCGCGAGCCGCCACAUGGAGAGCCCUUCUGCCUGGCCAGCUACCCCUCAGCCUUCCACAGCGUCAUGUUCAACCCCGUGGAGCCGCGGCUGCUCGCCACCGCCAACUCCAAGGAGGGCGUUGGAUUGUGGGAUAUCCGCAAGCCGCGCAGCUCGCUGCUGCGUUACGGCGGCAGCAUGUCCCUGCAGAGCGCCAUGAGCGUCCGCUUCAACAGCACGGGCACGCAGCUGCUGGCGCUGCGGCGCCGCCUGCCGCCCGUCCUCUACGAGCUGCACUCCCGCCUGCCCAGCUUCCAGUUCGACAACCAGGGUUACUUCAACUCCUGCACCAUGAAGAGUUGCUGCUUCGCCGGGGACCGCGACCAGUACAUCCUGUCCGGAUCGGACGACUUCAACCUUUACAUGUGGAAAAUCCCCAAGGACCCGGAAGCAGGAGGCCCGGGUCGAGUGGUGAACGGGGCCUUCAUGGUCCUGAAGGGUCAUCGCUCCAUCGUCAACCAGGUCCGCUUCAACCCCCACACCUACAUGAUCUGCUCCUCCGGAGUGGAGAAGGUCAUCAAGGUGUGGAGUCCGUACCAGCAGCCGGACAGCCAGGGCGACCUGGAGGGCCGGGUGGAGGACAAGUGCCGCAGCCUCUACACCCAUGAGGAGUACAUCAGCCUGGUUCUGCACAGCGGCACCGGUCUGGCCCACGAUUACGUCAGCCAGUCCAUCCGCGAGGAUCCGCGCAUGAUGGCGUUCUUCGACUCCUUGGUCCGGCGCGAGAUCGAGGGGUGGAGCUCUGACUCUGACAGCGACCUGAGCGAGGAGGCCAUCAUGCAGCUUCACGCUCGCGGCCGCCGCUCCACCCGCGCCGCUGCCGCCGCAGCUCCUGCAGCAGCUGCCGACCCCCGCACCGACUCGGGUAACUCCUCCUCUUCCUCCCUUGCCGGACCGGACGCUUCAGGAGGCGAGGAGCAAGCAGGAGACGGAGACGACGGGGAGGACGGGGAGGAGCGUCCCAGGAGGCGGAGCAGACGGCCAUCCGGGCUGCCAGAGGACUCGGACUCCAGCGAGUUCUGGCUCGAUCCGAUGCCGCGACCGCGAUCCCCGAGCCCGAGGGACAAUUCUGUUCUGUCUAGCCCCGCCUCCUCUCCUUCGCUCCCCGCCGGAGCCUCCAGCCCCUCCACCUCCACGUCCAGCUCCAGCAGCGACGACGAGGAGUGGCGCAGCGCCGUCAGGCGCCGCAACGUCAUGAGGCGGCGCCGCAUGAACGUGGCGUCCAGAGCCGGGGAGCGACCCGAGUCCGUGCAGGCUCUGUUCUCCCCCCUGGACUCCUGCAGCUACCCCUCCAUCUCAGUGGAGGACCCCUCCUCUUCCUCCACAGACGAAGGAAAGAACUCUGCUCAGGCGAAGCCCCAAAGCUGUCCCGCCAAAGACGAGGACAGCCGUCUGAGCCCUUCGGACUUUGUGUGCCACAGUCCAGAAAUGGCCCCCGAGAGCCAGGAGGGCGGGGGCCACGAGGUGGGGGAACCCACCGGGUCAACGGACCCCCACCGGACCGCCACGUAUGGAUCCGACAGCAGAGAGGCGUGCACCGCCUCCCAGAGCCCGGAGGUGAAUGGACAGCACCGGCCCGCCUCACCUGCCAUAGGGGGCGUGUCCUCAGACUCAGAGGAAGCGGCAGGACUUUCAACUGAGGACGUUCGGCUGCAGAGCGAAAAAGGAGCAGCGAAGAAACGGACUCAUGCGGGGGCACAUCCGUCAGGCUCCUCCCCCUCAGAAAAGAAGCUGAAGACAUAAUGACUCCGCCCCCUCACCGUCUGAAAGGCGGGUUUUCUACAAACUUUCAGAACUCUGCUCCUUCAGUUUUCGCAGACGUGAAGACCGGGAGAGAUUUUCAACCCGGUCUGUAUCGUCCUGUUUCAGUCCUAACAGAACCCGCUCAAUAAUGCUGAGAACCGUUUUAUUUUAAUGUGGAUUAUUUGGUUUGACACUCGUCACACUGGGGGGGGUUUAGAACCCUCCCAGCAGAAACAUAGAUUUUAUGAUGAAGCAGCUUCACGGCUUCAGUAAAGGAUCUGUUCUGCGUCAUCCUCCAGUCCCUGGAGCUGCUUCGGUUCUGGUUUCAAUAAAUCCUAUUUGUUCCCCAAA